AUGGCGGUCGAUGUCUGCUCAGAAAUUCUCAGCCCUAGAAUCUCCUUCUCUCACGACCUCAACGAAUUGGACUCCGUCCCCGUCGAAUCGCACAAUCAUCUGCAUUUGAAUCCUACAAUCGACUUCGAUUUCUACAUCCCCCAAGAUCUCCAACUCUCCUCCGCAGACGAGCUCUUCGCCAACGGCAAAAUCCUCCCCCUCCCCCUCCAGAUCAAAUCCACCGCUCCACCCACCCAAAUCGCCCCCAAUUUUAACAAAAACGACAAUAAUUCGAAGAAGAAGCGGCUCGUCGAGUUCCUCGAGGAAGAGGGGAAACCAAUCGCGAAAUCGUUCUGGCAAUUCCGGCGCAGCAGCAGCGUCAAUUGUGAUCGCGGUGGCGGCGGCCUGCUGCGAUCGCUGCAGUUUCUGACGCGGAGCAACUCCACGGGAUCCGUUCCCAAUCCGAAGCCCUCGGUAUUGGCCAAAGUGAUGCAGAAGCAGAAUUCGCUGCGGGAAGCGCCGAUUAAUCGGCGAAGCUCUCCGGCGCCGGGGCUUAAUAAUCAAUUCUACCAUUACAAUAAGCCGUCGCUGGGGAAGAGCAGCAGCAGAUCGUACAACAAUGGAGUUCGGAUUACUCCAGUUUUGAACAUUGCCCCAAAUUAUACUGUGAGUUUAUUCAGAAUCGGCUCUCUUUUUUCAAGCAAAAAAUCAAAGAAGAAGAGAAAAUGA
Messenger RNA from Salvia hispanica, 708 nucleotides. RefSeq lists its product as uncharacterized. Lineage: Eukaryota; Viridiplantae; Streptophyta; Magnoliopsida; Lamiales; Lamiaceae. The record is from RefSeq and is a predicted model, not a curated record.